AAUACAUUUGAUUUCAACUAUAUACAUACAAUAACGUUGGGACUCAGCUAUGGACCUUUAUCGCGAGUACUGUGGAUUGAAUUACUUUUUUGGAUUGCUUAGUGUCUUGUCCCAUAGUUAUUUGAUCGGAUGCAAUGCCAAUGGAGUUCUGGCGGAAGGGCAAUCUGGGUCAGGAACGAAUAAAGAAAAGGUGGAAUAUGGGAUAAAUUAUACAUACAGCGACUUAAAACUUAGUUGGGAGAAGGCCAAUGCCACAUGCUCGAUGCAUAAUGCAAGUUUGCUGGAUUUUGCAGACGAAGAGGAUAUGCUUUAUCUCACAAAUUUUACAGGCAAGCUUUGGAUCGGCCUUAAAAAGACCGCCUCGGAAUUAAUUCCGGCAAAUAAUACGGACGAGUAUUUAGAGCGCGAGGUGUGGCCUUGGUGUUAUUUUGGCGACCACGAUGCCAAAGGUAUCAGGAAGCGUGGUAACUGCGACAGGUUUCUUCCAUCCAUAUGUGUAAAACGAAAAUAUGAAGAGAGUUGUGACGAGGGCUGGGAGAUGAAUGAUGAAUAUUGCCAUCUUAAUGUUUAUUCCCUAAUGACCUGGUUUGCGGCAUUCUCUCACUGUCUGGCAAAACAGAGUGAAAUGUAUGUGGAGAGCGUACACGGGAAUUCUAGUGGCGCAACGAUGACUAAGAAACAAUAUUGGAUUGGUGUAGCAGAAAGACGGCUGCCAAAGCCCAUCCUGGGUUGGCAAUGGGCAAACGAUGAGCCGCUACAAUGGGGCAAAGAAAAGAUCGUGGUAUUAAACUAUGGGUGUCCGGGAUGUGGCUUCGUGCGAAAUCGAACUCUCCAUUUAAACCGAUGUUUCAACUACUUAUUUAUUUGCGAUGGAGACUCGCCAUCAGUGUAUCAAGACAAACAAAGUAAAUUGUCUACAUGGGAAGACGCUGUGUUAAAAUGUAAAAGAAAGUAUGGCAACAACAGCUCGUUAUUUCCAUCAACCCUUCAAUUUCGGGAAACGUUGGAUAAACUAUAUGAUAACGGUUCCAUUAAAUUCAACGAAAACUACCUGAUCGGGCUAAAAAAGAUAAAUUCCAGUGAGAAAAGUUGCAUCACUACGGUCAUUAGUACACAGACAAAUAUGACGGAGUUUCGCGUGAGAGAAUGUUCUAGUUUUCCUUGCUCAGCACCCGAAAUAUCACGAAUCCGGCAAGGAGACUGUGACUCUCGCCACCAUCCAGUUUGCGUGAAAGAUGCCAAGAAUGAAAGUAACGAUUCACAGUCCUGUGGGCCGUCGUGGGAAGUAAGAAUCACGGAGACGGGGAAAAAAUGUGUUCGAGUGUUCACAAAGGUCCACAUGCGAUGGCUUACAGCUUAUAUGUUCUGCCUAGGGCAGGGUGGUGAACUUUUACCGUCGAACAUGGUCCACCUCUUUAAUUAUUAUAACAGGACGGGCUUGUCUGGGAGAUGCUGGGUGAACGAUUAUAAAUCCUUCUUACCCCAGGAUCCGCUCGAAGGCUGGAAGUGGCCUAAUGGCAGUCUAUUGAAUGUUUCCUAUAACUGGGGGCUAGCCGCAAGACUACAAGACAUUAAAAAAGAAAGAAGGACUGGGUGCGCUUAUGUACGUCCAGAACAUCGCAUUUGGGAGCAAUCUCAAUGUUCAGCUUCUCGCCCUUUUAUCUGUAAGAAAAAGGUUAGUAUUGCCUUUUGA
Dendronephthya gigantea is the source of this 1693-nucleotide messenger RNA. RefSeq lists its product as uncharacterized. Bases 50 to 1693 code for a protein of 547 amino acids. The record is from RefSeq and is a predicted model, not a curated record. The transcript has 6 exons. NCBI's taxonomy places the organism in Eukaryota, Metazoa, Cnidaria, Anthozoa, Malacalcyonacea, Nephtheidae.